Molecule: messenger RNA, 6077 nt
Organism: Orbicella faveolata
Lineage: Eukaryota; Metazoa; Cnidaria; Anthozoa; Scleractinia; Merulinidae
Product: protein mono-ADP-ribosyltransferase PARP14-like
Biological process (GO): protein poly-ADP-ribosylation; negative regulation of gene expression; positive regulation of type II interferon-mediated signaling pathway
Cellular component (GO): nucleus; cytoplasm
Molecular function (GO): transcription corepressor activity; ubiquitin binding; RNA binding
Source: RefSeq, a predicted model, not a curated record
CCAUACCCAGGAAUGUGCCUAAAACCUUUACUAGGAAUUCCCAAAGCUUGCAAUGUUGCAUUCCACUUUCAAAAACAUUGUGACAGAUGAUUUCAUUGCACUUCAUCUAAAGAGAAGUUUGACUUACAAGUGGGAAGAAGCAUUAACUACAUAGCACAUGUACAUGGACAUGUAAAUAGUAUAACAAUACAUGUACAUGUUGUAAAAGUUUAAAACUAAAUACAGAAUACUAGUAAAUAUUUGAAAAUUUGUUCCAAUUUGACAGCUUUGAAAUUAAGGAUUGAUGUGGAAACCAUGACACCUACAGAACACAACACACAGGAUUUUUCAACAGUAGAAUUGGGAGGGUCUCAAAAUGGUGGGCACCAGGAGGCAUCUGUGGCACCUGUGUCAUCAGGCCCUACCCAGCCUUCAUGUACAGGUGCUGAAGCUCCCCAAGCACCAAUAAGUCCCAUUCCUACAGAAGAAGAGGUCUUACGUUUACUUGCUUCAAACUACAUGCAGACUACACCUCCAAGUUGCAAGGCUGAUCGUGAUGAGUUUUUGACGUACCUGAAAGAAAUGCGAGUUGUUAUCACAGGUGUUAAGUUAGGAAGUUUGCUGAUAACCAUGAAGUGUGAUUCACUUGAGAUCCUGGAGAUAUUGUGGGAAGAUUAUUCAUCUGGUCAUCUUGGUGAAGUUGUUCAAAGAUGUUUUGUUACAGAAGAGAUCUUGAAAAAACUGAGCCUUGCAGAGUUGAAUCUACAAACAACAAUCUCAGAGGAGGAGUAUAUGGCAUGCAAGAUGUACUUUGAGAAAGAUCCAGCAGAAGAUCCAUGUGAAAGUGUAGCUGAACCUGUUGAAGAUGAUGAUGAUGUUGAUGAUGAUGAUGAUGAUGAUGAUGAUGAUAAUGAUGAUGAUCUGACCAAAACAGGUGAAACAGAUGAUAAAGAUGACUCAGUAUCAGAUAAUGAAGAUUUCAGUAGAAUCAAGACCAAAGGCGAAGAAAGAGGCUUGGAUUCAGCAAAGUUUUCCAUUGAACAAGUGCCUGCCUGUAAGAGCAUUGUUGUCAGUGGUAUUUCGGAUACUACCACGCCUGAUGCCAUUGAACUGUACUUUGAAAGUCGAAGAAGAGGUGGGGGACCUGUGGAGAGAGUACAAUUUGUUCCAAAGAGUGGUGUGGCUGUGGUUGUGUUUGAAGAUCCAAAAGAUAUGGAAAGUGUUUUAGCCAGGCAUGAAGAAGAACCACAUGUCUUAAAUCAAGCGCAACUGUCAAUUGGAAUUUACCAUGAAUUUCUAGAAAGCGAGGCAGGCGACGUGCCAGACGAUUCAAGUGGACUGGGAACUGUUGCUGUAGCUGUAGACCCGGAUGUAAUGGAAUUCGUCACCACUUCAGCAUUUCGUGAUGAACUAAGCAAUUCCCUGGCAGCAAAGAAGUGUGAAAUUACCUGGAAACCGAACAACAAAAUGGCUGUAAUAGUGUACCAAGGAGGAGACGAAAGUGAUUCGUGGCACUCCGAGUGCAUCGAUGAAGUACAAAAUUACCUCGGCAAAUUUGCAAAGCGCGACGUUCAAGUCAACAAGGAUUUCUGGAGAGCAGUGAAAACACAGUUAUCCAGUAUUCGCGCCUGCUUGGGAGUGGAUCCUCCGCUGGUCAAAACUAUCGAUGAUUUAUUUGCUGCCAGAAUUGUUUCUCUGAGCUCAGAUGUUAAAGAUUACCAGGAGAAGUUGAAAUCUAAAUUGGAAGAGAUAUACCGGGAGGAAACCAGAAAAACAUACCUGAAGAAGAACGUACCAGGCGUUCCUGAAGAACGCUUGAUUCUGUUGAAGAAGAUCAAGUUUGUGGAGAAACUUCAAGAGAACAACAAGGAGCUGGAAAUAAAGUUAGACACUGAAGGCGAAGAAAUCUAUUUUGAAGGUCCUUGGCUACAGUUUACUGAAGCAACUAUGAAGUUCAAAAAACAAAUGUCGGACAUGGUUGAAAACACUUUGACUUUGUCCGACGGCAUCUUAGAAGUUUUAGGCUCAGAUGAAGGGUUAAAGAAAGUGAAGAGUGAGUUGGAAAAGAAUAACGUGGAGGCAGUGUUCGUCAUUGACAAAGAUACCAAGAUCGUGGGCACGUCAGCUGCGCAUGCAGACAAUGCCACGAGGCUCCUGAACAAGCUGAUGUUGGAAGAAAAAGUGGAUGAUAAGAGCAAAUGCUUGUUAAAAUCACCAGAGUGGCUCUCGUUGUGUGACGAAAUCAACACUGAAACAUCUGUCCGUAUCCAUAGGAACAACUGGAAUGACACCUACGUGGCUGGGUUCCGGGAUGACGUCAUAGAGGUGAUGAAGAAGCUUAAUACAUUCUUGGAGAGCAACUGCAUCAGGGAAGAAUUGUUUGUAUGUUCAUCUCAGAUUGUCAGAAGGUAUCUUACCGAGCUUCGUCAGGAAGAAUUGGGCUCCAUUGAAAAUGAAUUGAAGGAUUUUGAAGUGAAGAUUAACAAAGGAAAAGGCGAAAACGAAUUUUACAUUUCUGGAAACAAAGAAGGUUUGAUUCGUUUGAGAAGAAAGCUUGACGCUCUUAUAAAUGACACCGCCUCAAAAACCUUUCAGGUGAAACAGCCAGGCCUCCAGAAGUACUUUGAAAGCAGAAAAGGAGAUCGUCUUGUGAAAUCAGUGGAAAAGGAUUACAACUGUGCCAUACACGUACAGAAGCAUUUUGGCCAGAGGCGUGAUGACUUCAGUGAUGAUGAUGAUGAUGACGAUGACGAUGAGGAUGAUGAAGACGACGAAGACGACUACGACGGGGCUGCUUUUAGUAGGUCUGAUGUAUCUACCUUGGUUACGACCAAAGGCCACCACAGAAUAUCUUUGAGAGCUGCAAAUAUUGAGACAGAGAAGGCUGAUGUAUUGGUCAGUUCAGUGGGAGCAUCGUGUCAAGCGAUUAUCAAUGCUGGUGUUCCUGUAAUGAACACUCCAAACCUUGGAGAUAUUGCUGUCUCUCCUGGUUUUCCCUUGGCCAAUCACGUGGUCAACACUUCCUGUUGCCAAUGGAAUGGUGGUGAAGGGGAGGCGACUCUACGGGCCCUUGUCCAAAAGUGUCUACAAAAGGCGGAAGAGCUUAGAGCGAGGUCAAUCACAUUCCCUGUCAUAGGCACUGGAAAACUGGGCUUCCCGCGGGACGCAGCCUCAAGAAUCAUGUUGGAAGAAACGAUCAGCUUUUGCCAAGCCAACCCUGUGUCUAAAGUGCGGGAUAUUCGAUUUCUCGUGUUCCAGCAAGAUCAGGCAUUAACAGCUGCCUUCAAACAAGAAGUGGACAAAUUGAGAGCUAAGCACAAAUUCGGUCCUGCCUACACUAUGAGAGGGCUGCUCAGCAGUAUUCGUUCUAAGUUCCCACGAAGGGUGCCACUCUCACCGGGGCGUGUGCGUACCCAGGUUGUGCUAGGUGACUUGUGCCUGGAGACAACAGACGCCAUUGUGACUAUAACCAGCAAAGAUAUGAAUAUGGAGACUGCCGGGGCUUUGAGCAAGGCAGUAAAACAAGCAAGUGGUCCUCAAGUGGAGGCUGAGCGCAAUCAGUUGGGACAGCAGUCGGGUGGAUCAGCGGUGAUUACUAGUGGUGGGAGUUUGGUGGCACGUCACAUCAUUCACUUGAUCCCAGACUCUGCGAGAAAGGAUCGUCUGCAGCAGUGCGUGGAAAAAUGCCUUCGUCUUGCAGAAAUGAAAGGUCUUCAAUCCAUUUCUAUCCCAGCAAUUGGAACUGGAGCAUUCGGUUUGUCUGCUGUGGACUCGGCCAGCCUGAUAUUUCAAGCUCUUGGCAACUUUAGCGGAAGUUUCAACAGCAUUCGUAAAGUUAGGGUCGUGGUCUUCCAACCUCAAAUGCUGCAGGCAUUUCAGCAGGAGCACCUGAGGCACUCCUCGUAUUCUAGUGGAGGCACGCCUUCACAUAUUGGUAUAGAUCUCCGCUUCAGUGUGGAAGUCAUAAAUGGUGAUCUAACUCAAGAGAAAACCGACGCCAUCAUGAAUAUCAACAGCACAGAUUUGAACAUGAAUAACGCUGGCGCAUUAAGUAAAGCGAUAGCAAAAAUGAGCGGGCCACAGGUUCAACAAGAGUGCAGCCAGCUGGGACAGCAGUCCGCUGGCUCAGCUGUGAUGACCAGUGGCGGGAACUUAAAUGUUCGUCACAUCAUUCAUAUAAUUCCGGGCUCUUCAGAUAAACAACAUCUUCAGCUAUGUUUGGAGGAGGGUCUUCGUGUUGCAGAUGCACACAACCUUCGAUCGAUCUCAAUUCCAAGCGUUGGUACUGGCAGAUAUGGCUUGUCCGCGGCUGAAUCGGCUCAGGUAAUGUUUCAAGCGCUCAACAACUUCAAUGGCAGUUGUGAAAGUGUUUGCAAAGUGAGAGUGGUUGUAUUUCAAGCUCAAAUGAUGCAGGCAUUUUUGCAAGAACAGCAGAGACACUCAAUGCAAGCUUUGGACGAAGAAGAAAGCGACUCGUCUUCAGAUGAGACAGAUUUUGGCCAGCCAAGAAUGCGCGUAAGAAGUCCAAUAAAACAAACAAGUCUAGACCACUCUGUGCGAAUUUGUGUGGUCGGCAAGAAAAAAGCUGGAGUGGAAAAAGCUGUGGAGUCUUUGAAGAAAGGUUUCUUUGAAGCUUGUACCACUGAGAAAGUCGAAAAUGAGGUCAUUAGUCAACUUUCUCAUAAACAGGUUGACAGCCUGAGAAGAAAAGCCGAGGAUCGUGACGUCAAACUUGAAGUCGAGGCAGAUGAUAAUUGCAUCGUCGUACAAGGUCAACCGGCUGAUGUGUCCGGCAUGAUCGGGGAGAUCUGGAAAGAGAUUAGCGAAAGAACAAAGAAGAGCCAGGAGGAAGAACAGGCGCAGCUGGUGUCAAGGAACAUAGAGUGGAGUUAUGAAAUACAUGGUAGUAAAAUGGUUUUCGGUCGGAAAGCCAACGCCAAGAUUGAGAUGGCGUGCAGCAAAGAUGAACCCAGAGUGCAAGUAUCUUUACAUGGAGAGCUGUUUGUUCUCGAUUUGAAGGCAAAAACUGGCCGCGGACAAGGAACCGGUGAACAAAUCACACUGAAGAGAAAGGUGAAGGGAGCUGAAGAAGGGUGAAGUUGUAUGUGGAUAGCUUCCUUGACCCUAGUUGUGUACCAGUGAGGAUCUCGAUCAAUAAACUUGACCUGGUUCCAAAUCGGAUAGUCGCCGGUCUCAUGGGCAUGGUCAGAAACGGCAAAGGUCUGGGUAUGGGCAAGUCGUAUAUCUCUGUUGUGUUCUUUGAUCUUCUCCUGCAUAGUUAGAUACUUGCCAGAACAAUGGAACAAUAGGAGGAUCGAAAUGGACCAAUCACAGCCUACCUUCGUGAUAUAAAUAAUGUUGUACAAUCAGUCGACCUCAUCAGUAGUAUAGCACGCUUAUUUGCUCCCUAACCAAUCAGAGCACAGUACAUAUUAUUAGCAUCUCAUUAAAAUGGCUCGACCAAUCAGAGAGCCGGAUUUCAUCCACGUGAGUAAAUUUGUGAUGUAGUUGAUUUUGAGGACCGAAGAGCCAAUCCGGAGCCAAAUUAAGAAUUCAAGAUGGUGGCGCCCACAAAAGUCGACCAUGUUGGAAAACAGCCCAUCAGUCUCAACAGAGGACUGGGAUCGGUCUCAAAGAUUUCCAUGGCAACACAAAUCACGCCAGGGUCACGCAAAACUGUCAUGCAACUUCAAACUCGAUACUUUCAGUGUCCUGUGGUCCUAAACGACAGAGGUCCGUCUGACAAGUGGCCAUGAUGAAGACUGAGAUUCUUGAGUCCGAGACUAGCCUAUAUAAGGUGGUAAAAACCAUCGUGGGACAAUGACCUCAUCGGUAUCCAAUCAGAAUAAAUUAAAGUACUUGCAGUGGUUGGCUUUCCCAGUCGCCCUCUCUUAAGGAGAGCACUAAACCCCCAGCGUGUCGGUAAGUGGGGCACUCCCCAAGGUAUUUCUCGGUAGAGAUGAAAAAGGGAAGGGGUAUCCUCAAACGUCAAUGAUCACACAGAAUUGAAAACGAAAAACUUUUUUUAAUCACUGAAGAAGGGCUAACAAAUCCCAGUAACUUGUUUUCCCAUGAUCUCGUCCAGUACGAAAACAGAA